AAAACGGGUUGAGUCAAAUAUAUUUUUCGCUAUUUAUUCAAUUAUAUUCAUCCCUGUAUUAGGCCUCUUCGUCGAAGGCACAAACAUUCCCCAAUUUUCUGUGCGCUUUUCAUCAUCUUCGUUUCAUUUCUAAUCAAUCAUCAAUCAUCAAUGGCAGAGAUCGAGUUGAAGACUGCACCAGCUGACUACCGUUUCCCGACAACAAACCAAAGUAGACACUGUUUCACUCGCUAUGUAGAGUUUCACAGAUGUGUUGCAGCGAAGGGUGAUGAUGCUUCUGAAUGUCAAAAGUUUGCUCAAUUCUAUCGCUCUCUUUGCCCGGGUGAAUGGGUUGACAGGUGGAAUGAGCAGAGGGAGAAUGGGAUAUUUCCAGGCCCUCUGUGAUCUCAUCAUAUGAAGAAAGCUGAUUUGGUGUGGGUUAUCACUUGUUUGCUUUAAAUUUUCUGAUUUUUUUUUUAAUUUUUCAAGAUUAUUUGGCUAAUAAGACGGCCGUUUCUUUCACAAACGUGAUGUCGGAUUCUUUUCACCACAUUUCUUGGUCGUGUCGGUUGUUUGUUCGUCAAUACUACUGUUCAUGGUACCUUCUGUUGGGCUACUUUUAGCUUGUUUGAAUCGUUCUCUUUAGUUAAAAGUUUACCUGCUUGAUCGAUUA
Helianthus annuus (common sunflower) is the source of this 652-nucleotide messenger RNA. Its product is annotated as cytochrome c oxidase subunit 6b-3. Bases 151 to 384 code for a protein of 77 amino acids. Lineage: Eukaryota; Viridiplantae; Streptophyta; Magnoliopsida; Asterales; Asteraceae. Gene Ontology annotation, cellular component: respiratory chain complex IV; mitochondrion. The record is from RefSeq and is a predicted model, not a curated record. The transcript has 4 exons.